Molecule: messenger RNA, 1356 nt
Organism: Rotaria sp. Silwood2
Lineage: Eukaryota; Metazoa; Rotifera; Eurotatoria; Philodinida; Philodinidae
Source: the annotation of a GenBank genome assembly
AUGGAAUUACGUGUUGGUCAUAAAUAUCGACUUGGACGAAAAAUAGGUUCAGGUUCAUUUGGUGAUAUUUAUCUUGGUACAAAUAUUGCAUCAAAUGAAGAAGUUGCUAUUAAACUUGAAUGUGUUCGUACAAAACAUCCUCAAUUACAUAUUGAAUCAAAAAUCUAUCGAAUGAUGCAAGGUGGUGUUGGAAUACCAUUAAUUAAAUGGUGUGGUGCUGAAGGAGAUUAUAAUGUACUGGUUAUGGAUUUACUUGGACCAUCACUAGAAGAUUUAUUUAAUUUUUGUUCAAGAAAAUUUUCACUUAAAACUGUUCUUUUACUUGCUGAUCAAAUGGUUAGUCGUAUUGAUUUUAUUCAUUCAAAAAAUUUUAUUCAUCGAGAUAUAAAACCUGACAACUUUUUAAUGGGCCUUGGUAGAAAAGGCAAUCUUGUGUAUAUCAUUGAUUUUGGCCUUGCAAAAAAAUAUCGGGAUGCACGCACACAUCAACAUAUACCAUAUAGAGAAAAUAAAAAUUUAACCGGAACAGCACGUUAUGCUUCAAUUAAUACACAUCUUGGCAUUGAACAAAGUCGUCGUGAUGAUAUGGAAUCACUCGGUUAUGUACUUAUGUACUUUAAUCGUGGUAGUCUUCCAUGGCAAGGUUUAAAAGCAGCAACAAAACGUCAAAAAUAUGAACGUAUCAGUGAAAAAAAAAUGUCAACACCAAUUGAAGAAUUAUGUAAAGGAUUUCCUGCUGAAUUUACUACUUAUCUUUCUUAUUGUCGUUCGUUACGUUUUGACGAUAAACCAGAUUAUUCAUAUUUACGACAAUUAUUUCGCAAUUUAUUUCAUCGACAAGGUUUUACAUGUGAUUAUAUAUUUGAUUGGAAUAUGCUCAAAUUUAGCGGUCAACGCUUUGAUACGAACAGUGCUAAUGAAGGAUCGACAAAUAAAGUUGAAACAAACGGUUAUAAUGGUACACAACAACAAAGUACACAACAAAUGUAUACAACCAAUCAAGAAAGUAUUGAUGUAAAUGGUCGAACACCAUUCGGUCAAUCAAUAAGUAUGAAUGAUGAUGGACAAAUGCCUAAUGAAAAACCUGAUGACGACAAUAAAGAUAAAAGACUUUAUAAAUCAUCUUCCAAUAUUAAUGAUAAUAAUAAAAAUACAAAUAUGGUCGAUGAACAAAUCAAUAAAACAGCAUCACAUUCAAAUGUGUUUAGUCGUCUUUUGCAGACUGUAUAUCGACGAACUCCAAAAGAAUUUCAUCAAAUGCAACCACCACAAUCAGCAUCGAAUAAUUCCAAACAACAAUUGCCGACUGGUACCGAUGCAGGUCGAUCAUCAUCAGCACGUGCCACUAAAAAAUGA